AUGAUCUUACAAAGUGAGGAUGCCCCAGUAUCUAAUAUAUCUGAUAACGCUUCAAAUUCUGAUGUAUCUCUGACUCGAUGCUCUGCCUUACCUGUCCGCACAGAGCCUAAAUCAUUAGAGGAAAAGGAGAUGAUUGAUUUCUUGGAUAUGCAGAAUAAGAAAGCGGUUAGUGAUAUGAUGAUAAAGAGGAACAGGGAAAAGAAACUUCAAGGAUCAUUUAAUAACUCAACUCCACCGAUACUAUCCGAAGUACUAACUAUACCAACAUCCCCAGUUUCUUUGGACUCGAAAAAUCAAGAUAAUAAUCAGGAUAAAUUACACAAGAAAAAAGGAACAGAGAAUAUUGCUCAACAGAAGUUCGCAGAGACAGAUUCAUCAUCAAAUUCUUCUGCAAUCCCAUUACUCGAAUUAGCACAAUUAUUUGAUAGUGCAACUGAUGCCGAAUAUUAUGCUAUAAAAGCUAACCAAGAAGAAACUUUAUGCUGGACUAAUUAUGGGAAAGAAUUUAUAAUUCAGUAUAAUGAUAUUGUGAAAAAUAAAAAGGUCCAAGGAAAUGAGAAUACAACUCCCAGAAAUUUCACGUAA
This is a messenger RNA of Acaulospora morrowiae, 585 nucleotides long. The record is from the annotation of a GenBank genome assembly. Lineage: Eukaryota; Fungi; Glomeromycota; Glomeromycetes; Diversisporales; Acaulosporaceae.